Brassica napus (rape) is the source of this 7065-nucleotide messenger RNA. RefSeq lists its product as uncharacterized. The record is from RefSeq and is a predicted model, not a curated record. NCBI's taxonomy places the organism in Eukaryota, Viridiplantae, Streptophyta, Magnoliopsida, Brassicales, Brassicaceae. The transcript is spliced from 2 exons.
UUUUCUUAAGUUAAGAAUUCUUAAAAACAAAAAUGCCAAGAGUGGAUUUGUAUCAAAAGAAUGCCAAGUUUCAAACUGCAAAACAGAUCCAAGCAUAUCAGACUAUUGAUUCCAUUUUUAGAACAGAUGAUACACUGAAAAUUAAUGGGCCUUAACAACCCAAGACAUCCCUUCUAGAAGAUGAUUCACACUUAAUGGGCCUUAUAUUGGGCUCAAAAAUAGUUUUUAAGUUUUGAGACUUUUAAACGUCGGUUUAUAUGCGCCUCCACUCCACGGAAAAUACGGAUCAAGAACUUGAUCUCCAAGUCUUUGAAUUUUAUAAAUAAAACCAACAAGACUCACGACUUUCAUCAUCAUCACCUUCUCUUCUAACAAAAUCAUUUUUUUCCCUCUAAAGUAACCAUGGCUUCACCUUUACUUGGUCCACCGGAGCUUAAAAACUCCAACUCUCCCCUCCCAGCCUCUGGUCCCAGAGAUCCAUUCAUGGACCUAAUGGUUUCAAACUUCAACAAGUCAACCAAAGUCAACGUCUCCCUUUCUCCUCCCAUGGGCCUAACCGAGAACGGAGCCGCGACCUACCUAUCCGCAGGUAACCCUUGCCUCGACUUCUUCUUCCACGUCGUUCCCAGCACUCCCAAGGAAUCGAUAGAGCAGAGACUCUCCACGGCUUGGAGCCACGACGCUUUGACCACUCUCAAGCUUAUCUGCAACCUUCGCGGAGUCCGCGGCACCGGAAAGUCAGACAAGGAAGGGUUUUACACGGCGGCGCUGUGGCUACACGGUUGCCACCCCAAAACCCUGGCGUGCAACCUCGACUCUUUAUCCAAGUUUGGAUACUUUAAAGACUUUCCGGAGAUUCUUUAUAGGAUACUAAAAGGGUUUGAGAUCCGUAGGGUGCAGAAGUCUGAAUGGCUACAGAGGAAAGGUCGUCGUUCCGCGCCUCGAUCUGGAGGUGGUAGAGGUAGAGGUAGAGGUAGAGCAAGAGCUCCUUUCUUUAUUGAUUUGUCGAGAUCCUCUCAUAAGGGACGUGGACGUAAGAAGCCGGCGGCGACGAGGGAAAUGAGGAUAGCUAAUGCUGAGAAAAGGAACCAAGAAGAGAAGGCGAAAGCUAGCUUGGACCGCAAGCUUGAGAAGAUAUCAAUGGGGAAGAAAGCUUUCACCAGAUACUCUCAAGAUCCGGACUACCGUUUCCUCCACGAACGCGUCUCCGAUCUAUUCGCUGAUUACUUAAAGAAGGAUCUCGAGUUCUUGGCUUCCGGCGAAACGAACAAGAUCUCUUUAGCUGCUAAGUGGUGUCCUUCCCUCGACUCUUCCUUCGACAAAGCAACUCUUCUCUGCGAGAGCAUCGCUAGAAGAAUAUUCCCUCGCGAGUCUUUCCCGGAGUACGAAGGCGUGGAGGAAGCUCACUACGCUUACAGAGUGCGUGACCGCUUAAGGAAGCAAGUUCUUGUUCCGUUAUGAAAGACUCUGCAGCUACCAGAGGUUUACAUGGGAGCUAGAGAAUGGGGCUCUCUCCCUUACAACAGAGUAGCUUCCGUGGCGAUGCAGUCUUACAAAGAGAUAUUCUUAAACCACGACGCGGAGAGGUUUCAGAAGUAUCUAGCCGACGCGAGAGAAGGGAAGACCAAGAUCGCAGCCGGCGCUGUCUUACCUCACGAGAUCAUCGGCGAGCUGGAAGGAGGAGACGGCGGACAAGUCGCCGAGCUGCAGUGGAAACGAAUGGUGGACGAUUUAAAGAAGAAAGGCUCCUUGACGAGCUGCAUCGCGAUCUCCGACGUCUCGGGGUCCAUGACCGGGGAUCCGAUGGAGGUCUCCGUCGCGCUGGGGCUUCUCAUCUCGGAGCUGACGGAGGAGCCGUGGAGAGGGAAGAUGAUAACGUUCAGCGGCGAUCCCGAGCUUCAGGUCGUGGAGGGAGAUGAUCUGAGGACGAAGACGAGGUUCGUGAGGAGGAUGGAGUGGGGGAUGAACACUGAUUUUCAGAAGGUGUUUGAUCUGAUUCUGAAGGUGGCGGUUGAUGGGAGGUUGAAGCCGGAGGAGAUGAUCAGGAGAGUGUUCGUGUUCAGCGACAUGGAGUUUGAUCAAGCCGCGACCUCGUCUUCGGUGUCUUAUUAUGGUGGUACUAGACAGGUCGCGAAUACAUGGGAAACAGACUACGAGGCGAUUGCUAGAAAGUAUAGGGAGGCAGGGUACGGGGACGUGGUGCCGGAGAUAGUGUUUUGGAACUUGAGGGACUCGAGUUCGACCCCGGUGAGUGGGAGCAAGAAGGGAGUAGCGUUGGUGAAUGGGUUUUCAAAGAAUCUGAUCAAGAUGUUUUUGGAUAAUGAUGGAGAGAUUAAUCCCAUGGCUAUUAUGGAGGCUGCUAUAUCAAAGGAAGAGUAUAGCAAGCUUGUCGUUGUUGACUGAAAGAUUCAUGCUUUUGGUUUUUUUUUUGACGUUUGCUGAAUAAAUUUUUUAACGUCACAAAUAAAGGUAUAACGAUUAUACCAAUUCUAUCUUUGACGAUUACGCGUGUACUUAAAUGAGAUUUUUAACUGCAGUUGAAUGUAUCUCCUUGCGAAUUUUCUCGAAAACAGGCUCGAAAUAUAAAUCCCAUUUUACGAGCUUUCCUACCCCACCCAACAUUGGGCUUGAAAGGCCUGCUAAUUUGAUCAUUCCUCGAGAAUUUUGAUAGAACAUGUCCCUUUAGACUUUUUAAGCAAACCGAAGGGUGAACACUUGGGCCAUAGCCUAAGACCAUCUUUAUCCCUGAUCCUUAAUAAGGUUUCUAAGCAAAAUAAGUGAUUUAAUUAAAUCAAAAGAAAAGAAAAGAGGUAUAACCGAUCCUUAAAUAAGGAGUUUGGUGACCGCUUUUAAGAGAGGUUUUAAGUCCACGUGUCAGAAAAUUAGGGAAAGGCUUUUUUCCCUUCUAUUUGUCUCUUUUUUUUCUGACUUUGUCUCGUCUUUCUCGUGUUCUCCGUCUGAGAGAAAGGGUCGAAACCGACGAAACCCACCACCGAUCGAAACCCCAAACACUCUUCUCCACCACCGAUCCUCCGUCUUUGAUAUUUUUGAAAGAUACAAAGGCAAAGACAUCUCUGUUGUUGCAGGUGUUGAAGGAAGAGGUUUCAUUUUUGGUCCUCCUAUUGCGAUGGCUAUUGGUGCCAAAUUUGUUCCCAUGAGGAAGCCCAAGAAGCUACCUGGUAUGGUACCAUUUUUAAUAUUGAGUUCAUGGGAUUAGUGAAUUAUGAUAGCUCGGACUGAUUGUUCUGUGUUAAUUUGAGUGGUUUAUUCAAUUUUAUGUUGUGUAGAUGGCUAGGACUCAGAAGAACAAAGCAACCGCUCAUCAUCUGGAUUUGUUAAAGGUAAACUCUUCUCCUCCCAAGCUAUUUCAUUUUUCCAGUUUUGUGUAGCUUAGAGUGAGGUUUGUUGUUUAUAUAUGGCAUAGUCUCUUGUAAAGUUUCUUACUUGGAUGAAUAAGUUUUGUUGUUAAUACCAAAUAGCACAGUGUAAAACAUUGCAUUGACCUUAAGAAAUAAAACAGAGCUGCUGCAGCACAUGAGACUUAUGGCGUUUUUUGUUUGUUUGUCCCCAGUGUGGUAUGUCGCCACUAUUACAGAAUCAGCUAGCAGAGUUAACAAAUCAGAAGCAGCAGCAACAAGUGGCAACUGGUGGAGAUAAAAAGAGAAGAAAGCUUGUGGUGGUUUCCCAGAAUUGCAUCGAACCGCUUCAAGCACUUUGUCAUGGUAAUAAAGAGGUACUUUUCAGCUUGACCUUGAUGACUCAGUGGUUGCAGAUCCUUGAUUACUGUAUACACUUGUGCCUUUUUGGAUACAUGUUUCUACCAGUGUUGCAUGAUCGUACCUCACUAUUGAUGUUGGUUUUGCAAUGAUCAGGUGAUGAGCAUGAAAGGUCAGAGUGCAGAUAAGAGGCGCGAUAUAGCGACCUUGAGGAAGAAAAGAAAGGAAGAGAAGAUAGGUGUGUGAUAUAACUUGCUUUUCUUUUUAUAUGUAGUGUUUGUGCCCAUUGAAAUGACUUUUUUGGUAAACUGUGGACUUGCAAGAUGUGCUCGGGAGGUUCAUGUUUGAUACAACAUUAUAGUUAGUUAUAGAAACCGAGGAUCGAAAGAGGCAAAAAAAAAAAAAUUUAAAAAACCCAAAUUAAGAAACUACCAUUGUAGCUCAAAAAUUAGGUGAUUUUUAACUAAGAUCCUUAACUACAAUUUAUUAAUUUAAUAGUCAUUAAAGUGUACUUAAGAAACUAUGUGGGAUUCUAGGGAUAAACAUGUUCUAAGAAGCUAAAUUGCCUAGAGAAAAAAAUCAUUUAAUUCCUAUAAGAAACUGAACUCAGUCGAAUUUUAAACAUUUAGUUCCUUACAUUUUUGUAACUAUGAACACGCAAAAUGAAAGGUUAAUAUGAAUUUAGUUGAUAUAGAUUGUAUUAGCAAAUAUAGGUUGUAACACGUUUAAGGGCGUGGAUUUUGACACCCAAAACCAAAAAAUCAAUAUAUAUAGUUACUUAGAUUUUACAUCAACCUUAUUCAACUUUUAAAAGCGGUAGUAUACAACUAUACAUUAUGAGCUGAGAUAAACAAAGUAAAAAGGUCUUUUUAUACAGUAGUUAAAUAAUUUGUGUAGAUGAGAUUAAAGACAAACGAAUGGCAAGUUGGUAUAUGGAAGGUAGAUAAGAGGGGCAAGUUGGUCGGCUUGAAAAAUAUAUCGUCAUCAAACCGCCAGCACAGAGAAAACGUGAGGUGAAUGAAAUAACUAAUCCAAAUCAAGAAGGCGUUUUAACUGAAUCAAGAGAGAGAGAGAGGGGCUGAGUCAAAUCAGAGAGAGAGAAGAGGCUGAGUCAAAUCAGAAUGUGAGGAAAAGAGAGAAAGCGACGAAAGCACUAAAGACUUAUGGAGAAGAGUGCACCUUGCCUAGUGGUGUCUUAACAUUAACUACAUCUCUCUAACACGUGAAAGACAUGCAUCUGACUCUUUCUCUUUCGUUUUUCUUACUGUAUUCAUUUAUACUUAUUCGCACGACUCUCCAGAGUAAACACGACUAGUCACGAGAUUAUACCUUUUUUUUUUAAAAACGAACGACAUUAACGAAGUUUUUUUUUCACAGGAAAAUACAUUUUAUUUGAAAGAAACAUACACGAUUUGAUACAUAAGCAAUCCCCAGACGCAAGAGCCCAGAUAAAAGCGGUAGCUAAAAUCCACUCCAAGACAACUUACGGCAACAAACAAAUAUACCAACUUAAAACUAAACGAUUUAUCAAGUUAAAUGAGCAAAUUUAAAUCCAAGUAGUAUCCAAUAAUUGAGAAUUCAUUGCUGCCCUAGCCUGUCAAACGACAUUAACAAAGUUAUACUCCCUCCGUUUUUUAAUAUAAGUCGUUUCAGAGAAAUUUUUUUGUUCCAAAUUAUAUGUCGUUUUCGGUUUUCUAUGUAAAAUUUAUUAAUAAUUAAUGUUGUAUGACCAAUAGUAAUAUAUCUUCUAUUUUUCUAUUGGUUGAAUUGUGGUUAGGUAAAUAAUUAAUGAUGUUUUUGUUUAGAAAAUAUAAGAAAUUAAUGGUUUUCUUAAUCUACGUACAUAGAUGUAAAACGACUUAUAUAAAAAAACGGAGGGAGUACAUUGUAAAAUCAUUUCUAAUACAACUCCGAAACUUUGGGGGUGAUUGGUUGGGAUUUAGCAAGUGACUUUAACUUUAAUUUUUAUCUACAGUUUUAAAAUCACCAAUCAUGCUUUACAUUACUUUUUAAAGCUACAACCAAAAAAUUAAAGCUACAGCCAAAAAACAAAAAAAACUAGCUGUAAAAGUCUUAUUUUCUAAAGCUCCAUCUUUUUGGCUGUAGGAAAUUUUAAAGGUACAGCUCUUAAAGCUAAAUCAAAAAAUCCUACAGACAAAAUUCUAAAGUAAAUUUCUAAAGUUACAACUCAACCAAUCACCCCCUUUAUUUUAGUGUGAUUUCACGCAGAAUCUCGUUAGCUUUUAUUGUUGGAUUUGAAAAGUUUUGUGAUUUUGAUAUUAAAAUAAUAUUAUAGAUUAGAGAUAUCCUAAACAGUCUUGAAGCCGAAAUGGAAAGGGAAGCACACAGAAUCAGUAAUAAUGUUCUUAAAACAGAUUUUUUUUAUCAACGUUAAAGUAGAAAUUUAUAACGCGGAGUUACAGUCUAAAGGGAUGCAUGUGUAGCAUCCUUCCCCCGUCUUUCUACUGUCUAAUCUUUGUAAUCCUUUAAAAUAAUUAAUUAUUUUAUUAAAUAAAAUAAUGGAUAACUUUUUGGAAAUGUAUUUCGAUUAGCGGAGUCAACUAAUCUAAUCUGUAUCUUUAAUAACGAUGAAAGUUCAUUUUGAAAUUUCAGUAAGACUGACUUUUAAUAUCUGUCGUGGAAUACUAUUUUCCGAUUGACACUUUUAAUUGAAGUACAUGCAAGACAUUUAAUUACCGCAUGGACAACUUCACAGAAAAAGCUAAAGACUUAAAGAUAGUCGUGACCCUGGUUAAUAAGUAAAAAACUCAUCAAAUAAGAAAAAGUAUAGUAUUGCAGCAGAUCACGUACAGUGACAGCGGAGGAACACAAAGCCAACAUUGCAAGAAAAUACAUUUUCGGAUGCUCACAAAGCUGUAUUGUUCUAUUUGCUGGCCUUUUUGUAAUGAAAAUUCUAAAUAGUACAUGCAAAUGCAAUACAUUACAAAUUCGGAAAAACACUGCAACAAAAUUUUCUUUCUGUUCGAUAAAUAUGUCAUAAGAAAAAGAAAAGGAAGUUAAUAAAUUUUAUCAUGCCUGGAAAUUGAUAUAGAUCUCCAAAUUACAUAACGUCAAAACGUACGAUGUCAGAACAACCCAAGGUGACAAUGUUUAUAUAACACACAAAUUAUUUGGAUCCAAUAGGAGGAUUUGAAGAUAUUUUAUGAGAUACGAUCACAAUGAGUACAAUUGGACAUCCGUUAUUUCCGGGAAAAUCAUAUAAAUAUCUUAUUUAUGAAUAGUAGUAUUAGGUUCUCAUUAACAUGUGUGUUAAUCAUUAAAAUAUUAGUUAGGAAGAGACUAGGAGCCUAACCAAGAAAAUUUCGAAUAAAGAAAAAGAAAACAAACA